This is a messenger RNA of Rhizoctonia solani, 297 nucleotides long. Its product is annotated as GMC oxidoreductase. The coding region runs from base 1 to 297 and encodes 98 amino acids. NCBI's taxonomy places the organism in Eukaryota, Fungi, Basidiomycota, Agaricomycetes, Cantharellales, Ceratobasidiaceae. The transcript has 4 exons. The record is from RefSeq and is a predicted model, not a curated record. Gene Ontology annotation, molecular function: oxidoreductase activity, acting on CH-OH group of donors.
AUGGUGGAAGAUAUGAAACGUGCAGCCAGCGUACUUGGGGAGAUCAUCGAUCCUUCUGAGCCUAAACAGCAGCCGUACGGUGCGGCACUACACGUUACGGGGACAACUCGAAUUGGUCGGGGCGGGAAGGAUUGUGAACAACACUCGGUUGCAGACGAAAACUCGUUAGUUCAUAAUUGGACCAAUCUAUAUGUUGGGGGGAAUGGCGUGAUCCCCGAUGCAACUGCUUGCAAUCCUACCCUCACUAGUGUUGCCUAUGCUAUCAAGUCUGCUGAAUUUAUUGCUAGGACCCACUGA